Molecule: messenger RNA, 1599 nt
Organism: Prunus persica (peach)
Lineage: Eukaryota; Viridiplantae; Streptophyta; Magnoliopsida; Rosales; Rosaceae
Product: probable caffeoyl-CoA O-methyltransferase At4g26220
Exons: 5
Coding region: 737-1459 (240 amino acids)
Molecular function (GO): S-adenosylmethionine-dependent methyltransferase activity; O-methyltransferase activity
Source: RefSeq, a predicted model, not a curated record
CUCAUCAAAAACGCAUUUUGCUCAUUUGUGUUUUGAUGUGUUUCGGUUUACCCUCGCAGCAAAUUCAAAGGCCAAAGGGUUCUCUCUUUCGUUUUCAUCGGGUUCUCUCUUUCACUGUCUCAGUGAAAUUUAUUGCAUAAGCGUAGUGUUAAUUGUUUACUAUGCAUGAAGGUUCAGACUUUAGAUUUUUAUGCUUUCUUUUCAAUGAAUAUAUUGCAGACUUUUAGAUUGAGGCAGAAAUGAUACAUACCCAGAAUACUUGUAGCCUAGAUGGUAACUUUGUCUUUGGGAUAUUGAUGAGCGGUAAAGAAAUGGGCAUUUGGGUUUAUUAGCUUGAUGAAAGUUGGUGUGAGAAUGAUCACAGAGUUUGUCAAAUUUACAGGAGUUGGGUUUAUCUGUUGAGUCUGAUUUUUAUCUGUUCAUAAAAAUUUACUAUGUUGGCAUUUGAUUUUGUGAACCACAAAAUCCUCAUAGACUGUUCAGCCUUCGUGGACACUCCAAAAAGAUUAAAAGGUGGUAGUUUGAUACUCAAAACUUUGGGAUUCUUGUAUAGGGCCCUGUUACUCUGAUCUUGAUGCCAUUGAAGUUGAGUUGCAAUUGUGCUCUGCCUUUGCACAGAUAAGCCUGUUAAUUUUUAAUCAUUCUCUUCUUAACUGUUGGAUUUGUAGAAUUGCUUGGAUUAGCUUCUUCCUCCUUGCAGCCUAUCAGAACUCUAUUGUGAGAUAUUUGGAGAGAAAUGGAGCACAACCUGAAAAAGGAAUCGGAUCCUUCACAAAAGGGACUGCUGCAGAGUGAUGAGUUAUAUCAGUAUAUCUUGGAGACUAGUGUAUAUCCCCGUGAACUGGAGCCUCUCAAGGAGCUAAGGGCUGCCACUGCCAGCCACCCAAGGUCUCAGAUGGCUACUGCACCAGAUGCAGGUCAGUUAAUGACUAUGCUGUUGAAGCUAGUAGAUGCAAAGAAGACAAUCGAAGUUGGUGUUUUCACCGGAUACUCUCUUCUCCUCACUGCUCUUACAAUUCCUGAGGAUGGCAAGAUUGUAGCGGUAGAUGUGAAUCGUGACGCAUAUGAUCAAAUAGGGUUGCCAAUCAUAGAGAAAGCUGGUGUUCAACACAAAAUUGACUUCAUUGAAUCUGAAGCCCUACCAGUUCUUGAUGAGCUACUAGAACAUCAUGAAAAUGAAGGCAGUUUCGACUUUGCUUUUGUUGAUGCCGACAAGGUGAACUAUUGGAAAUACCAUGAGAGGCUAAUGAAGCUGUUGAAGGUGGGUGGCAUAGUUGUCUAUGAUAACACCCUCUGGGGAGGAACAGUUGUAAUGCUUGAGGAAUCAACUCCAGAAUACAUGAAACAAGGCAGACAGGCGACUAUUGAGCUUAACAAGUUACUCGCAGCCGAUGCUCGUGUCCAAAUUUCACAUGCUUCUUUGGGUGAUGGGAUCACAAUUUGCAGGAGAAUUAACUGAUUCUUGCUUGAAAGUUGAAAUCUUACAUUUCUAAGCUUGAGCAUUUGGCAAUAUUCCUAUGCUAAUGAGAUUUGAAUUAUAAGUUUUCUGAACUCAGGAGUUUUAAUUAAAUAAAUUUUUGCUGUAGUGAUCUCUGCUUU